UGGUGCAGCACGAUUACCCUUUUGAAAAUGUCUGGUGAAUUAUCUUCAAAUAUUAACAUUAAGGAACCACGCUGGGAUCAGAGCUCCUUUGUGGGAAGAGCCAAACAUUUCUUCACAGUGACUGAUCCAAGGAACAUCCUUCUGUCGAAUGAUCAGCUGGAGCAUGCCCGGAAUAUUGUACACAACUACAGACAGGGCAUUGUGACUCCAGGGCUGACCGAAGAUGAGCUCUGGAGGGCAAAGUAUGUGUAUGAUUCAGCCUUUCACCCCGAUACUGGUGAGAAAAUGGUAUUAAUUGGAAGAAUGUCUGCUCAGGUGCCAAUGAACAUGACCAUCACUGGCUGCAUGAUGACUUUUUACAGGACAACGCCAGCUGUGGUCUUUUGGCAGUGGAUUAACCAGUCUUUUAAUGCCAUUGUUAACUACACGAACAGGAGCGGUGAUGCUCCCAUCACUGUAAGCCAACUGGGAACAGCUUAUGUUUCUGCCACCACAGGUGCUGUUGCAACAGCUUUAGGACUUAACGCACUAACCAAGCAUGUUUCGCCUCUAAUAGGAAGAUUUGUUCCCUUUGCUGCUGUUGCUGCUGCUAACUGUAUCAAUAUACCAUUGAUGAGACAACGGGAAUUGAAAUGUGGUAUUCCUGUGACAGAUGAGAAUGGAGUCCGAAUUGGAGAAUCCCCUAAUGCUGCUAAACAGGCUAUUACUCAGGUGGUCAUCUCUAGGAUCCUUAUGGCUGCUCCUGGCAUGGCUAUCCCUCCCUUUAUAAUGAACACUUUGGAAAAGAAAGCAUUUUUAAAGCGUUUCCCAUGGAUGAGUGCCCCUAUACAAGUUGGAUUAGUUGGAUUCUGCUUGAUAUUUGCAACACCUUUAUGCUGUGCAUUAUUUCCACAAAAAAGCUCAAUGUCAGUGACCCGCUUGGAGCCUGAACUGCAAGCACAUAUUAAAGAAAACUGCCCUGGCUUGGAACGAGUCUACUUCAACAAAGGAUUAUAAUUACACAGCCAUCUAAGCAGACAAUACGUUCUCAGUGAUGUGUGUGACUAUAAUAUUCUAGAGAAAAAAAAGAAGCAAGUCCUCAGCCCUUUUAAUGAUUAAAAAAGAUACCUAUUUGUUUUACAUACAUCAAUUGGAUAUUUUUCUUAUUGUUUUUAAGUGGUCAUAACAUUUAUUGUACGACUUGAAACUCCAUUUCGACCUCACAUUUUUUAUUAUUUUUUAUUUUAUUUUUACAGAAUUCAAAUAAAUAGGUCUCUUUGGGGCCAAAUAGCUUA
Spea bombifrons (plains spadefoot toad) is the source of this 1274-nucleotide messenger RNA. RefSeq names its product sideroflexin 1 (gene SFXN1). The transcript has 11 exons. The coding region runs from base 28 to 996 and encodes 322 amino acids. NCBI's taxonomy places the organism in Eukaryota, Metazoa, Chordata, Amphibia, Anura, Pelobatidae. Gene Ontology annotation, cellular component: mitochondrial inner membrane. Gene Ontology annotation, molecular function: monoatomic ion transmembrane transporter activity. The record is from RefSeq and is a predicted model, not a curated record. Gene Ontology annotation, biological process: monoatomic ion transport; serine import into mitochondrion.